AUGCAUUCUGGAAACAAAUCAAGUUCACAUCAUGGUUGUGAAUCAAAAAGUAAUUUGAAUACUCAUGGAUGUCAAGGAGAUUACGGAAAUAAUAACAUUCAUAGAGAAAAUCAACAUCAUAAUUUUGAAAGAAAUUACCAAGUUCAACAUAGUGAGUAUGAUUCACACCAACAAAGUAAUCAUCAUCAAAAUGAACACGGAAAUCAAUCUCAUCAUCGUGAUCAUCAUGCUCACCAUUGA
This is a messenger RNA of Strongyloides ratti, 240 nucleotides long. RefSeq lists its product as hypothetical. The record is from RefSeq and is a predicted model, not a curated record. Bases 1 to 240 code for a protein of 79 amino acids. Lineage: Eukaryota; Metazoa; Nematoda; Chromadorea; Rhabditida; Strongyloididae. The transcript has a single exon.